CUCCCUGGUCAAAAAAUGCGGAUUCUCAUCUUACCGAUGACCGGUGCCCUGUUGUCCGGCAAAUGAAAGGAAAUGAUAUAAAUCAAAUUUAAAUACACAAUCUUCCCUUUUCACUCUUACCACCAACACAUACACAUCACACUUCCACUAAAUACUUAUCCAAGAUGCCGUACAAUCCUCGUAAAGCCUUUGUCGUGGGCGUUGGUAUGACCAAAUUCGAUAAACCACGCGGUGAACGUGAUUAUCCUGAAUUGGCAUUAGAAGCAACCACAAAAGCAUUAUUAGACGCAGAGAUCAAUUAUGAUCAAGUUGAAACUGCCGCCGUUGGUUAUUGCUAUGGUGAUUCAACAUGCGGUCAACGUGCACUUUAUCAAAUGGGAAUGACUGGUAUUCCAAUCGUUAACGUGAACAACAAUUGUUCAACAGGUUCCUCUGCUUUUGUUCAUGCAGUCACAGCAAUCAUGUCAGGUCAAGCUGAUGCCGCUCUCGCUUUAGGUUUCGAAAAGAUGGCUCCUGGUUCUUUGGGAUCCGCAUGGGAUGAUCGUGCUAACCCAAUGGAAGGCACAACCGCUCAAUUGUUUGAAAUCGAAGGUGAAAAAGAAUACAAAGAUGAAGAAUUCGGUCCUUUUAGCGCACGUAUCUUCGCAGCUGCCGGUUUGGAAUACAUGGAAAAGUAUGGUGCCAAACAAGAACAUAUCGCAAAGAUUGCAGCAAAGAAUCAUACUCAUUCUGUCAAGAACCCAUACGCUCAAUUCCGUUUCCCUCAAACUCACGAACAAGUUGCCAAAGCAAGAAAGAUCACACGUGAACUCACAUUACCAAUGUGCUCACCAACUUCUGAUGGUGCAGCAGCAGCCGUUGUUGUAAGUGAAGAAUUCGUUCAAAAGCAUAAUCUGCAAGACCGUGCAAUUGAACUUGUAGGAAUGGGCGUUUCAACGGAUACGCCUAAAUUGUACGAAGAUCGUUCAAGAAUCGAACUGGCUGGAUCAGAUAUGACCCGUCGUGCAUCUUCGAUCGCAUACAAACAAGCUGGUGUUUCACCAAAAGACAUUCAAGUCAUCGAAUUGCACGAUUGCUUUGCACCAAACGAAUUGAUCACGUAUGAAGCUCUUGGCUUGUGCGGAAAGGGAGAAGCACACAAACUUGUCGAUGCAGGUGAUAACACUUAUGGUGGUAAAUGGGUCGUCAAUCCAUCUGGUGGUUUAGAAUCCAAGGGACAUCCUUUGGGUGCAACUGGAUUGGGAAUGAUCUUUUAUCUUACUUUGCAAUUACGUGAAGAAGCAGGUGAUUUGCAAGUUAAGAACGUCAAGAAUGCAAUGAGUCACAAUUUAGGUCUAGGUGGAAGCUGUGUGGUAACAGUUUUACGUAAACCUGGCUUUUACAAAAAAGGAAAGACAACUGCUGAUCGUUUAGGAUACAAUGUCGCAAACGAAGUUCGUACUGUUUCUGAAGCAGAUCUUGCUAAAGUUCGUUCAAAGCACGUUUCCGAUUAUUUGCCACCAGCUUUGCCAGAAUCUAAGCUUUAAAAGAAGGAAGUGUGUUUACAAGAGUGUAUCUUUUUCAUGCUCUAUUUUCAUGCUUAGGAUCGUUUCAUACUAAAAUUUGAUCUUUAUGAUUCUUUAUUACAAUUCAUGCUUUUAUUCCCAUUGAAUGUUGAUGUCCACUACUUGCUCACCAGAUUGGCUUUCCUGGCUUGAUGAUCAAAUUGAGCCGCGGCUGAUCUUAUAUGCAAGAAGCCGUUCGGUACGCUUGAAAGAAUGAACACAAGCGAGCUUUCAAGCUGCUUGAGACUAGAGGAUCAAAGGGGGGGGGGGUGCGUGUGUGCA
Molecule: messenger RNA, 1826 nt
Organism: Meira miltonrushii
Lineage: Eukaryota; Fungi; Basidiomycota; Exobasidiomycetes; Exobasidiales; Brachybasidiaceae
Product: putative sterol carrier protein
Exons: 1
Coding region: 165-1526 (453 amino acids)
Molecular function (GO): acyltransferase activity, transferring groups other than amino-acyl groups
Source: RefSeq, a predicted model, not a curated record